Molecule: messenger RNA, 1386 nt
Organism: Sinocyclocheilus grahami
Lineage: Eukaryota; Metazoa; Chordata; Actinopteri; Cypriniformes; Cyprinidae
Product: kinetochore protein Nuf2-like
Exons: 11
Coding region: 149-1333 (394 amino acids)
Cellular component (GO): Ndc80 complex; kinetochore
Source: RefSeq, a predicted model, not a curated record
UACACGCGACGACUCGUGACGUAGGGAGGCUAUGGCGGAAGUGACGGCAGAGGCGCCUAAAGUUUGAAUUUGCGGCAGUUGACGACGAGGGACCCAAGCGUAAACCCGGUUAGUACAACAGUUGGGUAUUAAUGGUCGAGUUUCAAUAAUGUCGGACCAACAAUGUGAACAAGAUGCGGCAGGCAUGAGUGAAAACACCUUCCCGGUGUACAAGCUGGAUGCCAUCGUGCAGUUCUACCGAACCGAGGUUUUGACCGGACAAGAGGCCAAGCAUUUCACCAAGAAUGAGAUUACUCCCAAUCCGAAGAGCAAGCGAACAAUCACUAUACUGAGCGCAAUCCAAAAUUUCCUGCACUUCAGAAAGCAGAGGCUGGAAAUGACUGCUGCCCACCAGCAAAGUUUUCGGUCCGAUAUGGACAGACUCCAGGCAUACACAAGAGAAAUAAAGGAAGCUGAGAGAAAGAUUGAGAAACUAACCACCAUACCGCCAGAGCAGCAAGUAGAGGCUAAAGAACUGGCGGCCGUUCUGGCAGAGCUGACAACUAACACGCAGCAUGAAUAUCAGGAUGUGAGCGCAAUGAAUGAAAAGGUUGCUCAGUGCAAGACUGAAAUUGCUGAGAUAUCACAGAAACUGACUCAAAGGAAAGUGGAUGUGGCGACACUGAAGGACAAGAUAGCCAAGCUCAAGUCUCAAAUUGUGGAAUCGCCUGAAGAACUAAAAAAUGAGAUGGAAAGGAUGAAAGAGAAUGUGAAGAGCAUUAGGAUGUCCAAAGAGCUGGCUGAUGAAAGGUUGGUGGAGCUACAGAUGCUGGUGCAGUGUGCAAGUCAGGUGGAGGCAGAAAUCCAGGUCUUGCUCAAACAGCUGCAGGACUUGCAGAGCACCAUGUGCAAGACUAACCAGCAAAAAGAGGAGGUCCAGAGUUUAGCAGCCAUGAAUGAAACCUUGCAGAAAGAGCUGAAGAGCCUGAGCAAUGAAGAGGCUCAGAUGAAGAGGGCACUUGCCAUGAAGCUCGACAAGGAGUCUAAACAACAGAUUCGUCGACAGAAGAAAAAAGAGGUGAAAGAUCAGGAAGUCAAAAAUAUUUAUGGGCAAUAUGACAAAAUCCACCAGAAACGGGAGGAAAUCGUGAAAAUGAUAGAAGAAAGCAACCGUGAAACUAAACAGUUCAAGGAAAAGAUGCAGAAGCUUAGAGAAAAGUGCAACCAGCAAACUCAAAAAGCCCAGGAGUUCUAUGAACGUCUUCUCACAACUUUGGAGCAGUACAACAAGCGGAUUGAGAGCAUUGUGGUGGAGACCAAUGCAGACACCUUAAAAAUGAAAUCACAUUUCUAGAAUUUCUAUUUUAUACUCUUUACUGUUAUUUUUAAAUCCAUGCAUUUGUUCAG